GAGAGAGAGACCUGUUACUAUCGUGCUCCAUUGCUCGUUGGCAUUUGUCUCCAUCUGUAGAACUGAACGAACCGUCGGAUGAGCAACUUGAUCCUCUGAGAGAAAACACCGUUGCAGCCAUGGAGUGCCUCAAAGACUGCUGCAAGAAGUUCACCAAGAAGAAGGGGAGGGAGUACGACGCUCAAGUGAUCGCGCUGAAGAUGCCUCCGAAGGCAUCGGGGUGUGAGCCGGAUGGAGGGAGGAGGGGGGUCACAGAAGACUACCUCCUGUCCAAGCUGCCCCCGGACGGCAGGGACGUGCCGUUCGUCCUGCCGACCUUCAAGGCCUCGUACAUCCAGCCCAGGGGCUCCUCCAAUGUGCAGUCUGGUCCGCAGAGUUCAGCCCGGUGUACGUACGCAGAGAGGAAAGCAGAGCUGCUGGGCUCCAGUCAGUUCUCCUACAGCCCCGAGUCGGGCCUCCAUCAGUCCAUCUCCCCCGGACCGACCCUGAAGAACAGAGACCCCGGGACCCAAAGUCCAGGUUGGACUCUGAAUGCGGGCGGCGAGCAGCGACUCAGCAGCUCCUUGUUUGAUCUGUCCAGCCCUCAAAUUCACAUGCAGCGCUUCGACUCCGUCACCAGCAUCCUCAGCAGCACGUCCUCCAUGAUUGGCUCCAUUGAAAGCAGCCUUGACUCCAUCACCCUGUCUGGGGACGAGCGUGACUUGGGGAAGGUGUGCGUCCGAGUGAACUACCAGGAGGCUCUGGAGCAGGUGUGGAUCACCGUGGUCCAGUGUUCGGACCUCAACCUGCUUCCGGACGGAGUGGAACAUAAGAUUGGAUUUAAAGGGAUCAUCACCAUCCCCAAACCGAUACAUUUCAAGAGCUCGAUAAAGGACUACAGUCAGGACGUGAUCUUCAUGGAGACCUUCGUGUUCGCGCUGCACCUGCAGCAGCUGCGCUGCAGCGCUCUGGUGUUGCGGCUGCAGACGCACAACCCCAAGAAGCGCACGGUGGCCGAGUGCGUCCUCUCCCUGCGGCAGCUCGGCACUCAGGAGACGGAGCACUGGCUGGAGCUCAACCCUCCGUCCAAAUCCUCCGUGUGCCACGCUGAGUUGCAGCUCACCACCUGUUUUCAGCCGGUCAACGGACGCAUCCAGGUCCAGGUCCUCGCCGCCCAGAACCUCCCGACAUCCUCCUCACCACUCACCCAAGCCUUUUUCGUCAAAGUGGAGAUGCACCAGUGGGGGCAGGUGGUGAUGAAGAAGAAGACCCGCGUCCUGAAGGCCUCGGGGGGGCAGUGCAAGUGGCCGGAGACUUUCCACUUCCACUUGGCCUCGUUGGACCACGCCUACUCGCUGUCAGUCAAGCUCUACAACCGGAGUUCGGUGAGGAGGAAACAGUGUCUCGGACAGGUCCUGCUGGGAUUCGACAGCCCCGUCCCAGAAGCAGCGGGCCAGUGGCGGGACACCAUGGCUCACCCAGAGAAGGUGGUGUGUGCGUGGCACCGGCUGAGCGCCUGAUCCUCCUCUCCUUCCGUUCUGCUUGGCGCUCGACGGGCGGCGGCCUCGUGCGCCUGCAGCUCGAGCCGGACUGAAAACUCCCGAACGUGCUCUGGACGUCAGAUUGCCACAGUUCAGGUGCUCGGUUGUAAAUAUGGGGGUUUUGAACAAAGUGUAAUCGCUGGAAGUUUCUGGGGUUGUUUUUUGUCGUUGUUUGAUGGACAAAAGUUAACAAAAGUCAGCUUCGUAGCGUUUCGCUGUACAUGAGGCUGCAUUUUAGAACUCACGUGCUUUCUUUGAGGAAAAGCUUUUGUCACUUUCAACUAGGUAGAACGUUUACAAGUAGAGAAAGUCACCGUAGAGCCAAACUCUAUAAUUAUCCCAUCUUAAAGGAUAAGGCUGAGGAUAACCUGUGCUUCUCUUAUUGUCAACAAACCAAAAGAAACAAACAAAGAUAAAAACUAGCACUUAAUUCCUUUUGUGGGUGCUUUUUUCCGCUGAAGUUGUAAUUCUUUAAAUACUAGUCUACUUAAAGGUGCUUUAAUUUUCUGAAACACCAUGGGCACUGUAGUGUUCAGCAAACAUCAACUUAAACGUGUAAUAACUGAAUGCGGAGACAAGUCGUGAACACAAUAUUAUCUUCUUUUAACCCUCCUGUUACCUUUACAUUUACUAACAUAUUUUACCCUCGGGGUCAAUUUGACCCCAGCAAUUAAAACCUCCAGAAAAUUAUUAGAAUUAAUAUUGUUUCCCAAGUUUAAGUGUGAGGUACUUUAUGUUUGUUUGUUGACUACCUAAAUAGCCCUUUAAAUAUAUAAAAAAAGUGUAUAUUUCUUAUAUGUUUGACACAGUGAAAAACAGCCUGGGGUCAAAUUGACCCUAAAGGUAACAGGAGGGUUAAGUUGAUACGGCAAACAUUUGUAAAGUCCAAUAUUGAAUCUCUUUUCUUUAGCUUUGUUUUUCGGCGAAGGGAUAAAUCUGACUCUCAAACUGUCUCAACCGCGUCUUUCUGCUGUUCAGUGCCGAGACGAUUGUGUGCAAUUGGUUUUCAGGGCAUAUUAUCUCAAUAAAACAAACGGCACUUCAUAAAAGCAGUCUAUUUAUCAUUUGUAGCCGCUUUAAACAGGAGUAAAUAGUGUAUUUUCAGGGACUAUUUUCAUUUGCGGAUUAAGACACAUUUGGUCUGCUGGUGAGUGAUGUGUUGUAAUAGUUUUUGGACAACAAUGAAUUUAGGAGUCGGCGAUAAGACUGUAGGAGAAUCAGUUCCUUGUUGUUGUUUUGGUCUUUUCCUGGUAUUUGUUGACAAUAAGAUAAAUAUAAAUAUCACUCGAUCCUUUAUUUCCCACCGUGUUACAGUAGAAUACGACAGUAUCAAACCGCAGCUGUACGCUUUUGAUGAAAGCACUUUAUUUUUUGUAUGUAUUUAAUGUAUAAUUGUUGAAGGUUUAGUGAAUAAAAGUAGAUGUCGUUUGAAAACGUCA
Molecule: messenger RNA, 2959 nt
Organism: Pseudoliparis swirei
Lineage: Eukaryota; Metazoa; Chordata; Actinopteri; Perciformes; Liparidae
Product: tandem C2 domains nuclear protein
Exons: 12
Coding region: 120-1499 (459 amino acids)
Cellular component (GO): nucleus
Source: RefSeq, a predicted model, not a curated record